GCGCAGGCGCACCAGGCUCUUCCCGAGGCACUAGCAGUGCGCGGGCCGGGCGCGCUCUGAGUACACUCAGAGCGGCUGUUGGCGGCAGUCCCGCGAGAGCCGGAUCUCCGGAGCCGGGCCCGGGGUCAUGAUCCCCCCGGAGGAGGCGGCGGCGGCGGCAGCUGCCAGGGCCCCUGAGCGGACCCGGGGUCGGGGAGUGCGGGGUCUCCUGCGGGACAUUCGCACCCCGGUGCGCCAGGAGCCCUUCCAGGAGCGCUACGGGCUGAGCCCAGGCCGCGAGCUGGGCAGAGGCAAAUUUGCCGUGGUGAGGAAAUGUGUCAAGAAGGAUUCUGGCAAGGAAUUUGCAGCCAAAUUCAUGAGGAAAAGAAGAAAAGGCCAAGAGUGCCGGACGGAGAUCAUCCACGAGAUCGCCGUCCUCGAGCUGGCCCAGGGCAACCAGCGGGUCAUCAACCUGCACGAAGUCUACGAGACGCCGGCCGAGAUGAUCUUGGUCCUGGAAUAUGCGGCCGGAGGCGAGAUCUUUGACCAGUGCGUGGCCGACAGGGAGGAGGCCUUCAAGGAGGGGGACGUGCAGCGGCUCAUGCGGCAGAUCGUGGAGGGGGUCUCCUUCCUCCACGCACACAGCGUGGUCCACCUCGACCUGAAGCCCCAGAACAUCCUGCUGACGAGCGAGUCCCCCCUGGGCGACAUCAAGAUCGUUGACUUCGUCUCGAGGAUGGUGGAGAGCCACGAGGAGCUCCGCGAGAUCAUGGGGACCCCCGAGUAUGUGGCUCCCGAGGUCCUCAGCUAUGACCCGAUCAGCACGGCGACGGACAUGUGGAGCGUCGGGGUGCUCGCCUACGUCAUGCUCACGGGCAUCUCCCCCUUCCUGGGCGACGACAAGCAGGAGACCUUCCUGAACAUCUCCCAGAUGAACGUCAGCUACUCCGAGGAGGAGCUGGACGCCGUGUCCGAGGCGGCCGUGGACUUCAUCAAAGCGCUCCUGGUGAAGAGGCCCGAGGAUCGGGCCACGGCCGAGGAGUGUCUGAGACAUCCGUGGCUGACCCAAGGCGGAGGCCCAGAACCUCCCUUCCGGGUCAAGGGUCUGAUGAAAGAGCCCGGAGGCCUCCAGGAGGAGGAGGACGCCCCUGGGCCUGAAGCGCCGGCGGAGGCAGAGAAGCCCCAACCCGAGGAGCUCAUUGUGGUGGCUUCCUACACGCUGGGCCCCUGCCCCUGCCCCAAGGCCAUCUCCAAACGGUUCCGCUUCGAGGAGCCGCUGCUUCCAGAGAUGCCCGGGGAGUUUGUGUACUGAGUGCGGGUGCCCGGCUGGUGCCAGGCUUCUUUGGAAAACACUCGUGUCAAUUAUAGCCGCAUGGCCGCACGUCCGGCAUCCCGAGAAGGGGUCUCCUGGGCCCGGCGGUGACUGCCCAGGCUGAGCCGGGGGGAGGGGGCUGAGGAGCGCACGCUGUCCCUCUUCUCCAGAAACCCCCUCUAGAAGUGCCAACCACAGCCCGGGGCUGCCUUUGACCCGUGGGCACCACUUUGGGCACCGCCAGACUGGACUGCGUCCAUUUCAGUUUAGACCUUUUUAGGAUUUAAUUGAAUUGAAUUGAAAGGCACAAGAUGUUUCUAAGAACUAGAAUGGCAGCCAAGGGGGUCUGACGGGUGCAUUUUUUGUUGUUUUCUCCAGUGAGACUCUGGGGCUCCUCCUUCCCUGUGGGGAUUGUCGGUGAUAAUUCCGGGGUUCCCCCUACAACCCCGCCAACCCCAACCAAUAAGAAAAACAAGGUUGAGCUGGGGUUCCCCUUUUUAGUAACACCCCGGGUUUAGAGAUAGUCUCCAUGCUCUCCAGGAAGAUGGAUGGGAUUGGCUUCCAGUGGUCCUGAGUUCUCUCAGACAAACCAAGCUAGAAGAUGUGACUUGUCCCAGGUAACCGAGUGAUCUGACCCAGAGGGUGUAGUGGUCAGGGAAAAGGCCCUGUGAUGAUUUGCUGAGGGGGUGACCCCCCACUCCUCCCCCAGUCACAGGAGAACCUGGUUCCCGGAGGCAGCUUUCCUCCAAAGGGCUAUUUAAAUUGUAACUUGAUUAAAGCCUUAAAAGCAGACAGGAGAAAUGCUAAAGGGCCCUUGGGAAAUCCGACCUUCCUCUGGAGCCAGUAUCCUCUUGGAGUCCUCUCAGGUGCGAUUUGACUGGAAUGAUCCAGGUCAAGAGCUGGUUGGUCUGAGGCUCGUCACCCAGCUGACCAUUAGAAGUGGUUGCUCUGGACUUCAUUUCCACUCGGCUUCUUUGGUCUCAGGCUCCCCUGAAGGGAGGAAGUAGGGGCUGGGAACCCCCUGGACCCGGCCAGCAGCAAGCUUCUUGCCAUUGGUGUGGGCUCAGCUUUCACAUGUGACUUUGAGGGCUCCUGCAUGCAGGUCCCAAAUGUCUGAUGUUGGAAAAGACUAUCUGGGUGCGCUCAGAGGCACCCACAGCCCCAUGCCCUCCCCACCCAUCUGUGUUCCCAUUGUUACAGAAACUGAAGUGCAGUUAGCGAAUUUGCUCCCAGGCUGCCUUUCUGGCUCUUCAAUGGGCCGCUUUGCCAUUUGAAAUGGUUGCUAUUUCAUGAGUAUUUUGUGCCUUAAAGUUUGGGGUUUGUAAGUAUUUUGAGUCAUUCGUAAUUUGUAUAAAGUUAUUAAAGUUUAUUGGUUUGUAAGUUAUAAACAGUAUGAAAAGUCUAUAACAGACCAAUUAAAAUAACUAUUUCUGUCGCUA
This is a messenger RNA of Monodelphis domestica (gray short-tailed opossum), 2730 nucleotides long. It is a transcript of the gene STK17A, whose product is annotated as serine/threonine kinase 17a. The record is from RefSeq and is a predicted model, not a curated record. Gene Ontology annotation, cellular component: nucleus. Gene Ontology annotation, biological process: intracellular signal transduction; protein phosphorylation; positive regulation of apoptotic process. NCBI's taxonomy places the organism in Eukaryota, Metazoa, Chordata, Mammalia, Didelphimorphia, Didelphidae. Gene Ontology annotation, molecular function: ATP binding; protein serine/threonine kinase activity.